AUGUUUGUAGCCUGCCCGGGCCCCAGCUGGCCCGCCGCGCCGCCAUGUGGCCUGACUGCGAGAGGCCAAGCGGGUCGAUCGCAAGUAACAAUGCAAGCAGAGCCACGGGGGAGGUGGGGGAUUUCGGACACCAUCGUGAAGCUGGUGACUUCGGGCAUCGGCCUACUAGGGCUUCGUGAGUUUGUUCUGAGAAGAAUACCAGCCAAUCUUUUUCCACUUAGGACGCUCACGCAGGCAGUAGAAGAUGCCGCGCAAGGCAUGACCGACGAAGUGUCGGGCAUGCGUAUUCCCGUCCGGCCCCAGCAGCAAGACGUUAGGGCCUUCCUUGACAUGCCUGGCCCCCGUGCUAUGCAAGUCCCUGCGUUCAUAGUGAUCAGCGGGCCGCAGGGCAUCGGAAAGUCUGCGAUGCUGAAAGGCUUGCUUGCACACCGGCGCCAACAGGGGAAAUGGGUGCUGCCCAUACUUCGGACUUUGCAGCCGGGCGACAAGCUUGAGCUUGCGGCUAUCGUUGAAGAGGUGCUGCUGGCCGACAGGGUUCCGGAGAUCUUCCCUCAGCUGCGCUUACCAUUUGUGCAGUUGAUGAAACAGCUGAACAGCAGGUGCCUGAAGAAGACUGGGCACCCACUGACAAUCUAUAUGCAAUUGUCAACGCAGAACCGUGCCGACGACUUCGACCAGAACCAGUGCGAUGCGAUCGCCGCUGCCGUCGGCAGCUUCGCGCGGACGCUCACCUACGAGUAUGCUUUGUGCAAGUUCGUGCUGGAAGUGUCCGUGUCCCUCAUUGCCGACAAGAUCCAGGAGCGGCUGGGUCAAAAUCGGGCGUGCAGGGUGUUGCCUAGGUGCUGUAGCAGCUUCGUGGAGCUGGAGAUUCCGGAGAUUGCCGGAUAUCUCAAGAUGGACGAGCGCAGCCGGGAGGAGAUCCUCAAGUACUUCUACCUUCGCGCUGGCGGCAGCUUCCGCGAGCUUUCGUUGCUCCUUGAGGACGCGGCCAAGGCCGACGCCUCGGAUGCGCAGGGCAUCAAGGCCCGGAUCGACAAGUGGUACGAGAAGAAGAUCCAGCCCAUCAAGGACGUUCUGGCAGAGACGGAGGAGGAGGAAGAGGAAGAGGAGGGAUGGCUGGAGAAGCUCUUCCGAGAACUCCGGGGCGAGAAGAAGCCCAAGAAGGAGCCGAAGUCCAAGUACCUGGACUACCUGACGAAGGUGGCCGAGGCGGGCCCAAAAGGCUACCUCAGCGGGGGCGAUGCCCUGAAGAAGGAGACGAAGCUGGAGAUGGAGCUCCGGCGCUUGCAGCCGAAGCAGGCAGUCCUCCGGAGCACCACGAGUAUCCAGGUGGCUCUGCGUCAUUGGUACUUCGUCUUCUACGUCCUGGGCGAGACCGAGGAGGGCCUGCAAGAUGCAGGCUACAUGUAG
Messenger RNA from Symbiodinium sp. CCMP2592, 1410 nucleotides. The record is from the annotation of a GenBank genome assembly. NCBI's taxonomy places the organism in Eukaryota, Dinophyceae, Suessiales, Symbiodiniaceae.